Messenger RNA from Podarcis lilfordi (Lilford's wall lizard), 2818 nucleotides. The record is from the annotation of a GenBank genome assembly. NCBI's taxonomy places the organism in Eukaryota, Metazoa, Chordata, Lepidosauria, Squamata, Lacertidae.
AUGGCUGGGCGCCUGUGGGCAGCGGCAGGGUGCUGGGCGAGGCCCGUCGGGAGCCAGAGGCGCCCCUCGGUGACCGCUGCCCCCUCGCGAAAUGUCACCGUCACCCGGACUGGCGCCAUCUUGCCCAAGCCCGUCAAAGUGAGUGCGCAAAGGGGAGCCUCAGGUCGCGGAGGGGAAACGAGCCGGGAGUGAAGCCAGCCAAUCGCUAAUCGGGAUGGGCUGCCGGUCUUGGAGGACGUUGUGUCAGCCAAUGGCUUGAAAGGAUUGUUGGCUUGGCAGAUGGUUUGCCCAAUGGAUAAGGCGGCAGGGGCGGGCUUUAGAACAGAAGCACCACUAGGAAAUGAUCCCGUAAGGAUCAGUAAGACAAGAGCCAUAGGGGGAUAGUGAGGGCUUCCUCCCCUCUCCUGCCUGUGGGCUACGGGGGGGGGGGGUCAUUUAUAAAAAGAAAAGGGUGUAUUUGUGUGUUUUCUUUUCCUCCUUCACCUCGGUAAAAGCCGGAAGGGGGAGACCUUUUCCCGAAGAUCCUGCCUUCCUGCCCCUUUUGUUUCUUGUAGCAGGUGACAGGAAAUGUUAGUAAUGCGGAUGACUGAUACCUGGCCGACUGCUUUCAUGUCAAGUUGCAUUUGACAAGUAUGAAGUGGGAUGGACCAGCCACUCUUUGUCAGGUGUCUGGAAUGUGGCCUUUCAGAGCCCCUUCCCUGCCCCCUCCGCUCAGCUUCCAGGAGAAACGUUUUAAGGGAAGCCCCACAUUUGGCUUUCAGAAGUUCCACAAGCACUUGUCUAGAAAAUAGGGGCUGCAAGGAGGAGCAGAUGAAAGAGAGUGGAUCCAAAAACGGGAGGCAAAGGGAAUUGCCAGGAACCCGAGAAAAAGGGGGAGGUGAGCUAACGUGACCCAUAGAAUAAAGGAUUUUUAUGUGUUCAAAAUGAAUUUCAGGUGCUAAUGAAAUAAGUUGGACUAAUCACUGCUGCAGUACAUUGAGUAAUGCUGUUAUACAGUACUGCACUUACGUUUUCCAUUAUUUGAGUUUCAUGCUUUGAAUUGAGAGCGAAACUGUUUUGCUGGAUCAUUUACUACAGAAGGUUCCCCCGCCCAUGAGGAAAACACUUUGGAGUAUCUGAUAAUAUGCAAACUUUUAGUUUUCCUGUUUAUGUAUUUAGGAUAUAAAAUGUGUUGCUUGCUUAAUACUAAUAUUCAUUUUUGUUCCUUUUUUUUACUUAGUUUUUCCAUAUAUUUAAAGACAUUUUUACAAAUAUUUUUCUAUGUGGGUUUAAAUGUGAAUUAGUAGAACAGUAAGAAUAUGUGCUAUUAUUUAUGGGUGCAAGCAUUUGAAGGGUAAUGGCAUUUCUUUAAAUCUUUCCAUCAGCUCUAGACUUAUGUACGUUGGCAGCUUUGUAGAGAUUUGUUGAUGACCAACUUUUUCUGCAGGGCUUGCAUUGAAAGAUAUUAAACUGGUUCUCAAUUAAUCUCUGCAGAUGCCCUUUGGUCUCCUUCGUGUGUUUGCCAUUGUAAUUCCCUUCCUCUAUGUUGGGACACAAAUCAGCAAAAACUUUGCAGCCUUGCUAGAGGAACAUGAUAUUUUUGUACCAGAAGAUGAUGACGACGACGAUUAAUAGGUAUGGCUAUAGAUAAAAGCAGAAACUUGAUCUGAAGUUGCCCCCCUCAUUUGAUGUAGGAUGAGUGAAACCAGAAUAAAACACCUGGGAGACAAUCCUUCAUUGGCAAACCUGUUAGGUCAAAACAGAUACCCAGAAACAAUAAACUCCAGCUAUACUUAAAAUUCUCAUAAAACUGGUACUAACAUGUGGCGUAUGAGUGUACAAGAUACACAAGAAAUGAAUCUGGUUGCAUCUCAACCUCUCAUACACUGUCCUACAGGUGGGGAACGUCAGGCCUGAGUGCUGAAUGUACAUCUUUCCAGGGCAAUCCCCUCACCAGCCCUGCUCCUCAUCCUUGUGCUUUUGCCUGGCUGGAAUUUGUCCUUGAACUGUUAGAAUGUCUGUUUGGUGAAUGAAAGAUGGGAGGUAUGGGUAUGUGUAGAAACCUCUUGAUUUUUGCCUGGCUGGAAUGCAGUUAGCUGCAUAAAGAGUUGCAUCCAUUGCCCCAUCCAGCACUGGCAUGCACCCCCAAAAGCUCUUGCAAGGGAAUGUGGCCUUAAGACUGAAACAGUUUCCCUACCCUGCAUGUCCCUACAAUGUUUGCAGUGAAGGCCAUUGAGAAGCUCAUCUUUUUUUAUUGGAGUAGUUGCAGCAGCCUUUGAAAUCUCUUCUCACCUGUACCAUAGCACGUAUAUACCCUAGAUCACAAUUCCUGUCCUAAAAGCACUGUUGCCUACCUUUCCUUUCCCAGUCUUUAUUCCUAGUAUUUUUCUUUCCCAUUCUUUUAUUCCUAGUUUUAUUCCUAUAUAAUAAACUAAGCAUAUGCAGAAAGUUCUGCUUAUAAUUUAGUUACUAUUUUGUCUUACUUUUUGUGAAUAUAAUUUUGAAAGAAUUACAGCUGACUAGACAAUAAAUUCAUUAGGCCAUGACCAAAAUGUUUACACUGAUUUGGCAAUAUCACUGUUCUAUAUUCUAAAUACACUUGCCAAUGUCACACUGAACUUGUUUUAAUAAGCUGUGGGUUGUAUAGAAAGCAGCAAACAGUAUGUUUAUAAUAUGCAUAUGAUACUGGUGUUCUGUGCCAUUCUCUAAUUUCUGCAAAGCUAGUAUCCUAGGGGUUGAACAUGGGGCCAAUUCUGCAGUGUGAAAUAACAUAUUCUUGUUUCUUUACAGGGUUAAAAUAGGAGAAAACAAGAGCGAAAGCCAUAGACAACUAUUCUGA